AUGACUUUUGUUUCUUUCCCCUCUUCUAAGUCAUUGGUGAUGGCCCUUAGCAAUUCCAGCUGGAGGCUGUCUCAGCCUUCUUUUUUCCUGGUAGGUAUUCCAGGUUUGGAGGAAAGCCAGCACUGGAUAGCAUUGCCCCUGGGUGUCCUUUAUGUACUUGCUCUGAUAGGAAACGUAACCAUUCUCUUCAUUAUCUGGACUGACCCAUCCCUACACCAACCCAUGUACCUCUUCCUGGCCAUGCUUGCUACCAUUGAUCUGGUCCUCGCCUCCUCCACUGCACCCAAAGCCCUGGCAGUGCUACUGUUUCAUGCCCAUGACAUUGGGUAUACUGUGUGCUUGAUCCAGAUGUUCUUCAUCCAUGCAUUCUCCUCCAUGGAGUCAGGCGUGCUGGUGGCCAUGGCUCUCGAUCGCUAUGUAGCCAUCUGCCACCCUCUGCACCAUUCCACUAUCCUGCAUCCAGAGGUCAUAGGACGCAUUGGAGUGGUAGUGUUAGUGCGGGGACUGCUGCUUCUCACUCCUUUCCCCAUCCUGCUGCGACGCCUUGUCUUCUGCAAGUCCACCAUCAUAGGCCACGCCUACUGUGAGCAUAUGGCUGUAGUAAAACUUGCUUGUUCAGACACUACAGUGAACAGAGCUUACGGGCUUACAGUGGCACUGCUUGUGGUGGGGGUAGAUGUUCUGCUUAUUGGGAUUUCCUACGCUCUCAUCCUCCUGGCAGUUCUAAAGGUACCAGGGGGUGAGGCUCGACUUAAGGCCUUUAGCACAUGUGGGUCCCAUGUUUGUGUCAUUUUGAUUUUUUAUGUGCCUGGAAUGUUCUCCUUCCUCACUCACCGAUUUGGCAAGCACGUACCUCACCACAUCCAUGUUCUUCUGGCUACUCUUUACCUCCUUGUACCACCUGCCCUCAAUCCUCUUGUCUAUGGGAUAAAGACUCGGCAGAUUCGACAGCGAGUACUCAGGAUAUUCUACACAAAAGUAUAA
Molecule: messenger RNA, 984 nt
Organism: Elephantulus edwardii (Cape elephant shrew)
Lineage: Eukaryota; Metazoa; Chordata; Mammalia; Macroscelidea; Macroscelididae
Product: olfactory receptor 52L1-like
Exons: 1
Coding region: 1-984 (327 amino acids)
Biological process (GO): G protein-coupled receptor signaling pathway
Cellular component (GO): membrane
Molecular function (GO): olfactory receptor activity; G protein-coupled receptor activity
Source: RefSeq, a predicted model, not a curated record